Molecule: messenger RNA, 1872 nt
Organism: Closterium sp. Yama58-4
Lineage: Eukaryota; Viridiplantae; Streptophyta; Zygnematophyceae; Desmidiales; Closteriaceae
Source: the annotation of a GenBank genome assembly
AUGGGCCACCUACAGCGGUCGGUUGCGGAGCUAAAGCAGGCGUGGCUGGGUGACCCCGGGUGUGCUCGGCUGAAAACCUUGCUGGAUGAAAGAGAGGCGCAGUUGAAGAGCUACCAGCUGGUUCGGCAGGAGCGUCUUCAUGUAAUGGCCGGGGUGAAGGAAGAGGUCAUGGGUGAAGUGGCCUCCCCGCACCUGUCAGCAAAAAUCAAAUCCAGAAAGGGGCGGACGCAGAUUACGGAGUUAAACGCAGAUGGAAAGCUGGUGAACGACAACGAAGCUAUCCUGAGAGCAGCGUCACAGUAUUAUAAGGAGCUGUUCGGAGGUGACAGACAGCAGGCCGUGUCUGCUUGGUCUCCUGCUCCCGGGAGGUCUCUGUCGCAGAAGUCGGCGGAAGCGGUGUGCGCGGCCUGGUCGGAGGAAGAGGUGAAAGCUGCUUUCCGUUCGAUGGCGAAGGACAAGGCUCCCCGGAAAGAUGGGUUGCCGAAGGAGCUGUUCGAGUUCCACUGGGAUAUCUUGGGCAAACAUUUCAUGAAGCUGGUCGACAGUUUCGCGGCUACGGCGACGCUGCCGACAAGUACAAAGGACGCUGUUACCAUCCUGCUUCACAAAAAAGGGGGGAGGGAUCAGCUUGAGAACUACAGACCGAUCACUCUUCUGAGCUUCACCUACAAAGUGAUCGCGAGGGUGGUGGCAGACAGGAUGAAAAGAGUGCUGCAUGAAGUCAUCUCUCCAGAGCAGUACGGUUUCUUGCCUGGUAGAAGGCUGUCGGAUGCGGUUGGCUUGGUUGCGGAUGUUAUCAAGGCCACGAAGAACAAGGACCGUGACUGGUAUCUUCUGCUGGUCGACUUUAGGAAAGCUUUCGACUCGGUCUCGAGGAACUUCCUGUUCACGGUGCUCGAGCGGAUGGGUUUUCCGAGCCGUCUCGUGGACUGGGUUAGGGGCCUGCACAAGGAUACACGGACCAGUCUGUUAAUCAACGGCUGGAUGGGGGAAGCGGUUGAUGUGGUGUCUGAGGUGUGGCAGGGAUGUCCGCUCGCACCUUACCUCUUCCUGUGCGUGGUGGAACCGCUGGCCCAGCAGGCGGCUGCUAAAAAUCUUGGUCUUGGAAAGGGGGAGCAGCGGCUGGCGUAUCUGGGGUAUGCUGAUGACACGACUUUAGUCUUGCAAGGAGAAGAACAGAUUGCGGAGGCAGAGCGGCUGUUAGCUGACUUCGAGGUAGAGUUGGGGCUAGCAACGAACAUAGAGAAGUCAUCCAUCUUACCCCUGGGGUGUAACCUGAACAAACAGGCCUGCAAGACGGACGGUUUCAAGUGGGUAAAGGCGGACGAAGCAGAGAGACUCCUGGGCGUGUGGGUGACGCCGGCCGGCAGCUGUGCCCCCACCUGGGAAAAAGCUGUCGCGCGGAUCAAGGAUAAGCUGAAACAAUGGGAGACGCAGCAUCUCACCACAGGUGCCAGGGUAGCGGUAAUCAACUGCUAUAUCUCACCCAUAAUUUUCUUCCAGGCGCAGGUGUACCCGCCGCCGAUGGAUAUUUGGGGGAGGAUUUUGAAGCUGUCGCACAACUUUGUAUCAGGCAACCACGCGGUCACUGAUAAGAAAUUCAUACUGUGGAGUCGGGACCUACUGUAUACGGCCAGGGCUGAUGGCGGUGUGGGGGUGAGGGACCCGGAAAUAGAGCUCACCUGUCUCGCAGCCAGGCGCAUCGGACUGUUGCUCACCGAGACGAGUGAACUGAAGCGGGACAUUAUGCUCGCAGCGGUGGAUUUGCCGCUGGGGACGGACACCUUUGUCGCUCACGUAAAGCUUCUGAAGUGCUGGCGUGGGAAAAGCAAGAGAUGGAAGCUGGCCUGCGGGAGCUUUAUGCAGUGUUAG